Messenger RNA from Portunus trituberculatus (swimming crab), 5489 nucleotides. RefSeq names its product guanine nucleotide exchange factor for Rab-3A-like. The record is from RefSeq and is a predicted model, not a curated record. Bases 275 to 1876 code for a protein of 533 amino acids. The transcript is spliced from 9 exons. Gene Ontology annotation, molecular function: guanyl-nucleotide exchange factor activity. Gene Ontology annotation, cellular component: Golgi to plasma membrane transport vesicle. Gene Ontology annotation, biological process: exocytosis. NCBI's taxonomy places the organism in Eukaryota, Metazoa, Arthropoda, Malacostraca, Decapoda, Portunidae.
CUCAGUGAGAGGCUGGCUGUUGGUCUGAGUGGGUGUGUGUACGGCGCGCUUCGCUCCCUCACCCGUGCUGCCUAUCAUACCAAACUGCCUUCCCCUGUGUUGCCUCCCCCACCACGUGCCUGAGGAUUUAUAGCACCAUUACCUACUGUCCCCGUUAAGUGCGUGUGCCUAUUUUGGGUGUGCGUCUCUGCGUGUGGUUGUCCUGCCACUGCUUCUGCUUCUCUUCGUCUCUGCUAACCUACUACAGUGAUGGACGACGCGCGGGUGGCGUGAGAUGAGCGUGGUGGUGUCUGCCGCUGGGAUGCCGGGGUCGCCGUCGGCCUCGCCCCAGGAGGACGAGGCCUCGGAGCUUGACGGGUGGCGCCAGGCAGUGCGGGCCAAGGUGACCACCCUCAAGUGUCACGUGAUGGCCUCGCGCGGCCUCACCUCAGAUGGGCACAUCGUGGCCCCCUACUCCCCGCGGCUGUUACUGGACGCCCCCAACGCACGCCUCCUGCUGGACGCUGCCAGCCUCGAUCUGGACGCUUAUGUAGAGGCGCUGCACCGCGCUGACGGGCUGCUGGCCAAGGGCAGCGGCGGCGACCAGAAUGGCACCGCCGAGGAGGACACAGUCUCUCUGGACGACGUGCAGCUCCGCCUGCAGCAGGAGGCCGCCGCCACUGCCGCCGCCCCAGCCACGCCCGCCACUCUUACCAACGGCCACGCCCUUACGCCUGCCUCCUCCCCUGCCAAGUCCCUCUCCAAUGGGUCUGCAAAGUCACCCCCGCCCUCUCCUCCUCCCUCCCCAGCGCCAUCCCCACUUCCCUCGCCCUCCCUUUCCCGUCCCAGCAAGGUGGCGGAGGUGAACGGCCACGGGCUGAACGGUUCGCACGAGGCCGUGAACGGCACGUUACCCGCCGGGGACGAGGCGGUGAGGGAGGAGUUGGCAGCGGCGCGGCAGCAGCUUGCACAGAAGGAAGCGGAGGUGGUGAGGCUGGCCAGGAUCAGGGAUGAAGUGGAGAAUGAACUGCAGGAGCUUACCGCCAACCUCUUCCAGGAGGCGCACAGCAUGGUGAACAGUGCCAACCAACGAGCUGCCAAUGCAGAGCGGUCACUGCGGGAGGCUGAGAUGCAAGUGGAGGUCCUGACGGCGGAGGUGACGGCGCUCAAGGCCCUCGUCAUCACCUCCACCCCCGCGGCGCCUAACCCUCACCUCCACCCUCAGCUCAUCACCAAGAGUGUCACGGAGACUGGUAAGAAGAUCUUCCAGAGAGGCCACAGGAAGUCCCCCUCAGACUUUGACCUCAAGUACGGCAGGGACACGACACCUCCAAGCUCACCACUCAAGGAGAGCAGAAUAAAUGAUGCAGCUGGACUUGCGCAGUUCCCCCUUGAUCCGGAGUGCUGGGAGGUCAGUCAGUCAGUUGAUCCAGUGGUCCACAAGGAAUUCAUUGCCUGGAAACAGAAUCCCACACUAGAGAGGUCCAAUCCCUUCAUGCAGAGGAUAUAUGAGGAGGACAUUGACUUGUGCCUGGCCUUCCCCAACUCUGUGCUGGCCCACCGUGUCCAGCGAGCCAUCGAGGACAACUCUGUCUUCAUUGAGGAGGUCAACCCGCGGCAGAAGAGCAGUUGUCCGAGAGUUGACCCUGAUGAAACCAGGAAGUGUGUGCUGUUGGAUGUGCCUCGGUUCUGCAAGUACCGCUUCAGACUCAGUGAAUCUGAUGAGACUUGGUACUACAUUUCCCAGCUGGCCAGGAAUAGGAUUAUUGCAAUAUGUGAUUUCCUUAACUACCUAAGAUACAUCAAGUUGGGUCUAGUCAAAAGCUCUGUGCAUGACGUUUAUUGGGAGAUUGUGAAGCUGCGACGACAGAUGGCUCUGGCACGCUUGGGAUUCUGAGAGGAGCCAGAGUUAGUCAGGAAGCAAGACUCGUUAACAGAAGUGACCUGACAAGCUUUUUAAUCCUGCAUCGCUGACCCCAUGUCCACCAGAAACAAGUUGGAGUCAAGAAUGUGGGACUGAAAAAUAAUGGUGUAAUGAAAGCAAUGCGUGUGGAACUAAGAUGUAAUCAAUUUUGAGUGUAGAAGCUAGCUUGUCACUGAUGAAGAUGCCAUGAAAGAUUGAGUACACCACAAGAAAAAAUAAUUUCUCGAUUCAGCUUGAUGUCCUUGCUGUGCUUGGUAACAAUGGACUUUGUAUGGUGCUUCAGCUCUUGCCAUUACUUGAGUUCUCUCACUUCUCUGUGACAUUUUCUUGAUGUCUGCUACAUUUUGGGAAAAUAAGAAAAGCACUAAAAGAUCACAGAAGAUGUCCUAUGUAUCUGAGUGGGUCCUGAUGUCCCUGUGUUGUACAUACUAAUGGGGGUGUGGGAGGGCAAUGGCUGGUUAAUGUUCUCUGGUGUGCUCUGGUGACUCUCACUCAUGACCCACCAUAUUUUUGGCACUGAAGGUCACAAGCUCAAGGUGAGUCAGAAACCAAAUAUUGACUCAGUAACUCAGCAUGAAUCUCUAAUUGAGAUAAAGUUGCCUAUGAAAGAGCUUUAUGCUUUUUUAAUUAUUUUUAAGGCAUUAUAUCAUCCCUUUUUGGAUGAUAUUUAUUGAAGAUGCAGUUCCCAGGAGUGCAUCGUUGUGUGUUUGUCAUUGUGUAUAUUUUUGUAUAGCGACUUCCCUCUUAUAUGACCUUUGACCUCAGUGGACCCAUGAAGAUUUAGUUGUGGAGGAGUUGAGAGAGUGAAGCUGAUCACGGCAGGAGGCGACUCCAUUUGUCACUCCCUUAACCAGCUGAUGUGUGGUUGUAACUCAUUUAUAAAUGUACUAGAUCUAAAGUCACUAAGUUACAACUGAACUGUUCAUUAUGAUGUUUAUGAUGGCUAAUAUUGCUCACUGGUGUAAAGCAUUGAUGAUGAUGAUGGUGAUGAUGAUAAUAAUAAUAAUAAUACACUUAAGACACUACAGUAACCAAACCCUCCCACUCAUCAUAUCUUCUUGAUGCACUAUGCUGCAAACACAACACUGAAAAUUUAUACAACACCAGCAUUCAAUGUAUGAAAAAGUAACUGAGGGAAUAAUAUUUUUAUGGCAUUUUCUUUGUACAUAUUUUUAUUUUAUUGAUAAUUCCAAAAAUUUUAAAAAUCAAUACAUAUGCAUAUAAUGUGUGAUUUAUCUUGCUAUAAUUGCUUCACAUACCUCAAUAUGCCUCAACAUCCAUGAUUGUGAUAUAUAAUACACAUCAUGAUUCUUCUGUUGAAAUGCAUGAUCUGUUGACUCAGGACUCACUCUGUGUGGGAGAGCUGUGUGGAUGGUCCGUUGAGGUCAAGUAUUAGACUGGUGGUGGACUGAAGGGUUAGACCAUCACAUUAUUAAAAGUACAGCUGCUGCAGAGAACAAGAGAAGCAUGUGGAAGGUUCUAGCCAGUUGCUGUGAGACUAUGUAAAUGAUGUUUUUUGCUUUUCCUUGUAAUAUUUAUGAGCAUUUUCUGCAUGCAUAUGAAGGAAUCUUGUGUUAAAAGUGAGAAUGUAGAAUGGUGAGUGUAUUUUGAUACUAGUAAUAUAAGUGAAAAAUGAACUUAGAUCUGAUUGUGGGAGGAGAGGAUUUUUGUUUUGCUGAGUGCAAUUAAUUCAGAAAUUGCAUUGGGUGUUACUCCUGUGAUACUUUCCCAGUUACUGUGUUAAGGUGACAGGCUUCUGCACCUCUUGAAAUACUGUUCAGAAAAGCAGACUAUGUGAGUGACUGUAUUCAGCUCCACAGCAGCAGGAAGCAAGAAGAGUGUGUGAGAAAUUUAUUAAAACAAAACCUGAAUAGCUGGACUCACUAAUCUAGAGAGAAAUGUAACUGAAAUAGAUGCUUGCAGGAGAAGUUCAAAAGAUAUUAAGAAGUAGUACCUGUAGUGAAAACCUUGCAAUCACCGUCACUUGGAGGUUGGUGAUACCAGCUACUCAGCCCACUUGGACACUGAAUGCUGUGGGGAAAAAUAGGGGGGUUUACUGAUUUUUAGGCUAGCAUGAUUGAAACUGGAAAUUACUCAGUCAAGAGAGAUUAUUUAGAGUGUGUGAUUGUUAUUGUUGUUGUUCUUGUUGUUGUUGUCCCCGAGAGGCUUGAUGUUUCUGGCGGGACACGUGAGUGAGUGCUGUGACUGUACAGUAUAUUAGUGGACUACUAUGUGUUAAGGUGUAAACAUUAUAGAGAAGCUGUAUAUUGAUAUAUUGAUAUUUGUAUAUUAGUUUUUUAUAACUGUGUAGGACUCAACAAAAAAAGGAACCUAAAUAUAUAAUCAUUAAACUUUUAAUGUAUGUAGAGAAAAAUGUGUUACACAGCACAGUCUCACUGAUCAGGUGUGUUGGCGUAAUCUCAUGAGCCGUAUGGUAAUGACAGGUGUGGGACGCUACUUACGCAAUAUGUGAUCUUUAACUCAAAAAAACAAUUAAUCCAUUUUCUUGACUAUCCAGAUAAUGUAGUUAUUUCUACAUAAUCUAAUGACAAUGUAGGUCCCUGUUAUCUGGGCUUAUUUCUCUGCUGUAGUUCUGUAAUGUCAGUUGGUUGCUGAUCCAUAGAAUCUUAUCAUGGCAAUCCUAUUGAGCAAGUAACAUCUGACUUAUUCUUUGGGAGGAGAACAAUUAUUAUAAGGAUGAUAAUUUGCAAACAAAGUAAAGCAGGUGCUUCACAUUCAAGAUUUUUGUAUUGGAAAAUACUACAGGUGCUGCUACUUGUAAAUUGAUGAAAUGUUUAAUUUUCCCUGGUCUAGGGAUAACAUCAUUCCCUAUAUACCAGAACAAGAAAUAUAAUUCUUUUGUGCUCUUGAAAAAUAUAUCACUUAGCCAGUUAUUGUCUUCCAUUUUUAUUUAAUGAUCUUCUAAAGAGAAACUAUCAGGAGAACGUGUUUUUAUUGCCACUUCACUCUUUUGAAGGGUAGCUGAAGUGUAAUCUGCUGUGCUUAGUAUGAUAUGCUGGCUCAUGGGUGGAAAAUACUGGAGAUCUCAAAGGAAAUGGAAACACUUCACUAAGGGAUGGAAACACUUCACUAAGGGAAGAAGCAAAAAAGGCUGAACAUUGAAACAAAGCUAGGAAAAUAAAAGAAACUUAAUUGUCCAAAACAUCAUAAAAGAAUAGGAGCAGAAAAAAAAAAAAUCAUCUAAACACUGAAAAAAAGAUAAUAAGUAAAAUAACUGUCACUUCCUACCUAACAAAUUAACAAACAAUUCUCCUUAGAUGCCUCAGGAAUAUUUUUUUUGUGGUUCUGACCAAUGUGACUGUGCUGUGUCAUGUCAUGUCGUUUUGCCCUUUGGGGGUGACCAUGUGAGGGAGAAGUUUUAGGUCAGGUCACAGGUCACAGAGAGAGAGUGUUAGUGUGACAGAACUGCUCAUUGAUGCCCCACCCAGACCAGACCAGCUGUACUCUCAAGACUGUUUUUUAUAUUGUACGUCUGCGUCUGUGAGGAAGGAUGUGUUUUGAAAUGUUUAUCACUAUGUAUGUGUCUAUAUAUUUACUAAAGCUCUCUCUAUCUAUAUAUAUACAA